Molossus molossus (Pallas's mastiff bat) is the source of this 1267-nucleotide messenger RNA. It is a transcript of the gene P2RX3, whose product is annotated as purinergic receptor P2X 3. Bases 33 to 1226 code for a protein of 397 amino acids. Gene Ontology annotation, biological process: monoatomic cation transmembrane transport; response to ATP. Gene Ontology annotation, molecular function: purinergic nucleotide receptor activity; extracellularly ATP-gated monoatomic cation channel activity; ATP binding. The transcript is spliced from 12 exons. Lineage: Eukaryota; Metazoa; Chordata; Mammalia; Chiroptera; Molossidae. The record is from RefSeq and is a predicted model, not a curated record. Gene Ontology annotation, cellular component: plasma membrane; nuclear inner membrane.
CCCUCUGAGCAGCCCGUGAGCACUCUUUCAGCAUGAACUGCAUGUCAGAUUUCUUCACCUAUGAGACCACCAAGUCUGUGGUUGUGAAGAGCUGGACCAUUGGGAUCAUCAACCGGGCAGUUCAGCUUCUCAUCAUCUCCUACUUUGUGGGGUGGGUUUUCUUGCACGAGAAGGCGUACCAGGUGCGGGAUACAGCCAUUGAGUCCUCCGUGGUGACCAAAGUGAAGGGCUUUGGACGCUACGCCAACAGAGUCAUGGAUGUGUCUGAUUAUGUGACCCCACCGCAGGGCACCUCUGUGUUUGUCAUCAUCACCAAGAUGAUCGUUACUGAAAACCAAAUGCAAGGAUUCUGCCCAGAGAGCGAGGACAAGUACCACUGUGUAUCAGACAGCCAGUGCGGGCCUGAGCGCUUCCCAGGUGGGGGGAUCCUCACCGGCCGCUGCGUGAAUUACAGCUCAGUGCUCCGGACCUGUGAGACCCAGGGCUGGUGCCCCACCGAGGUCGACACGGUGGAAAUGCCUGUCAUGAUGGAAGCCGAGAACUUCACUAUUUUCAUCAAGAACAGCAUCCGUUUCCCCCUCUUCAACUUUGAGAAGGGAAACCUCCUUCCCAACCUGACCGCUGCGGACAUGAAGACCUGCCGCUUCCACCCUGACAAGGCCCCCUUCUGCCCCAUCUUGCGGGUGGGGGAUGUGGUCAAGUUUGCGGGGCAGGAUUUUGCCAAACUGGCCAGCACGGGCGGUGUGCUGGGCAUUAAGAUCGGCUGGGUGUGUGAUUUGGACAAGGCCUGGGACCAGUGCAUCCCCAAAUACUCCUUCACUCGACUGGACGGUGUUUCGGAGAAGAGCAGCAUCUCCCCGGGCUACAACUUCAGGUUCGCCAAGUACUACAAGCUGGAGAACGGCAGCGAGUACCGCACGCUCCUGAAGGCUUUCGGCAUCCGCUUUGACGUGCUGGUGUACGGAAACGCCGGCAAGUUCAACAUCAUCCCCACCAUCAUCAGCUCUGUGGCAGCCUUCACCUCCGUGGGAGUGGGGACUGUCCUCUGUGACAUCAUCCUGCUCAACUUCCUCAAGGGGGCCGACCAGUACAAAGCCAAGAAGUUCGAGGAGGUGAAUGGGACGAUGCUGAAGGGCCCGGCCUCGGACAUCCCAGUGUACCCCCGAGACCUGACCACGGAGGAGAAGCAGUCCACAGAUUCGGGGGCCUACUCCAUUGGCCACUAGGGCCUCCGCCCAGGGCCUCACACUCACCGCUGGGCUCCAGG